AUGACGCUGUUUGGAAAUCUGCGGAUAUCCAGCAAAGGCAGACAACCGAAGGAUGGGCGGCGCGUGCAUCCGGCGGAGGAGGGACAGGGCACCCUGGCGAAGUCGCCAUCGACGAAUUCGUCAGAGAUCAUGGUGUACCAGGAUGCCCACCACAGGCACAACGACCGGAAGAAAACCGCCGACGAGACAGGGCUGUCGUCCCGAUCGUUACGUAGACACCCGUCGAAUGGCAGCGACGACGGCGCCAUUACGAGAUCCGCUGCGCUGAACAUGAUGAGCCAUGAGAGGUCUGUUCGGAAGGCCCUGCCGACGCUGAAGCCAGGCGUGGGGGUGGCGAGCAAGAAGAACGCACAGGUCAACCUGAUCGUCGUCCGCAACCCCAAGACGUGGUCGCAGGGGGACGAGGACGGCGGCGCGGGCAAGCCUGGGAUGAUAUCCGCCAUCAACGAGGCCUCGGAGACCUGCACCGUGUACUGGUACGAGACCGGGCAGGUCCACGACCACUACCGGAUCGGCAAGAAGAGCGAGCUCUGCGUGCCGCACGGCGCCAUCCCGGCGUCGCUGGGCGGGGACGACGGGCUGGCGAGCGCGGGCAUGGCGCAGUCCGCCAUGCAGGCCAUGAAGUCGCUGCUCACGGGCCGCAGAGCCAAGGGACGAGCGCCCAGCAGCGCCCCGGUCGAGCGGAGCUCGCACCGGCGGAACUCCCAGGAGACCUAUGCGGAGAAGACGCAGACGAUCGUGAUAUUCGACUGGGACGACACGCUCUUCCCGACCACGUUCAUCAGGCACGAUCUGGGCCUCUCCGUCAGGAAGACUCUGAGGGACCAGAACCUCAGGCCCGAGAUGAUGUCGCAGGUCCAGACCACGCUGGCGAAGGCGGCGGGCGCCGUCGACCAGCUGCUCCGGCUGGCAGAUAAGCGCGGGAAGGUCGUCAUAGUGACUUUGGCCAAGAGCCCCUGGGUCACUGAUUCUUGCCGCUACUUCUACCCCGGUAUCGGCGAGCUGAUCGAGAAGCUUGGCAUCCAGAUUGUCUACGCGCAAGAGGGCGAGCAGGUAGAGUACAGCAAGGUCAACAUGAUGGCCGAGGAGCAGUUCGAAACCUUUUGGGCCGAGAUGAAGGGCAAGGCCAUUGCCAGGGCGCUGAGCGAGUUCUACUCCCAGUACGAGGGGCAGUCCUGGAAGAACAUCAUCUCCCUAGGGGACUCCGACUUUGAGCGAUACGGUGCCAUGGCAGCGACGAUGCAAUAUGCUACAGAACAGGGCUUGGUCAACGAGUCGGAGAUUACCCCAGCCAAUAGGCCGAGGGCGAUGAGGGCGCCCCGGAUCUCAGAGGGCGCGCUGUCCGUGUCGAGCGUCAAGCACCACAUCAACGGCAGCGGGCGGCGCAUGUCGUGGGAGGGGACCGUCAACGGCAAGGACUUCAAGGUGCGGACGAAGACCUUCAAGAUGCUGGACGAGCCGACGGUGGAGGAGCUCAUGGUGGAGCUGAGCCUACUGCAGCAGUGGCUGCCUCUCAUGGUGGCGCUGAACGACGGCUUCGACGUCGACCUCAACAGCCUCGACGACAAGGCGCAGAUCGAUAAGAUCGAAAGAAGCUUCUCCGAGGUUGCUGCCAGCGCUAGCCCAUUGACUGCAGAGCCGAUGGCAGAACUCGGCAGAGCCAGGUUCGGCACCAACGCCGAGGGCACCUCACCGCGGGGCCAGUGCUCGCGAGACUCGCUGGCGUGCGCAGGCUUGCCGUGCUUCGGCGUGCGCGACAAGGGCGCGGGUGGCGGGGCGGAGCCCGCGGGGCUGGCGGGCAUCGGGCCCUCGCCGCCCGCCGAUGGUCGGGGGGCGGCCGCGGGGGGGCCGCUGCGCCCGAGCGCGGAGCAGCGGCGGGUCCUGGAGGGCGCCAUCGCCCGAGGAGCGGGGCGGGCAGUGCGAAAGGGCCCCUUCGAGCUCCGCGCCGGGCGGCGGGGGCACCUGCAGUUCGUGGAGCCCGCGGCGCUGCUCACCGCCGCGGGCGCGGCGCAGCUGCGGGCGGCGCACUUCCUCCUCGUCGACGAGGCCGCGGGGCUGCCGGUGGCCACCGCGGCCCAGCUGCUGCACCACGCGCGGCGCGUCGUGCUGUCCACCACGCUGGACGGCUACGAGGGCAGCGGCCAGGGCUUCCUGGUGCGCGCGCUGCCGCGCCUGCGGGCCCUGCGGCCCGGGCUGCGGCUGGUGGAGCUCCGCGCGCCCUGGCGCUGGGCGAGCGGCUGCCCGCUGGAGGCGCUGGCGCGCGACGUGCUGCUGCUCGACGCCGAGCCCGACGAGGUGCAACCCUGUACCAUGCCAGGGCCCACCUCUGCCGACCCAGUCGAGGCGGAGGCGCUCGAGCAGGUGGAGCAGGCGACCUUGGCAGGGGAGGGCGGCGCGCUGGAGCUGCGCCGCCUCUUCGGGAUGCUCCGGUGCGGCCACUACAAGACGAAGCCUUCGGACCUGGAGACCUUCCUGGAGGCGCGCGGCGUGAUCUGGCUCGUGCUCCGCAGAGGUGCCCAGAGCAUCGGCCUUACCAUCUCCGGCGUGGAGGAUCGGGCCGGUGAGCUGCCCGCGGCUCGCGGAGGAGCUGUGGCUGCGGCAGCGGAAGCUGCCCGGGCUGCUGACCGCGCAGACGCUGGCCAGGGACGCGGGCUUCCGGCAGGCGGCAGAGCUGCGGUACGCGCGCAUGAUGCGGCUCUGCGUGCACCCCGCGGCGCAGCGGAGGGGCCUGGGAUCGCGGCUGCUUCCAGGAGCCUGGGCGCCCUGCGCGGCCUGCGCGUCGACGCGGUGGCGGCCCACUUCGGGGCCCAUCACCCCUGGCUGCUGCGGCUCUGGCGCUCGCAGGAGGGCGCCCGCGUGGUGUGGCUGGGCCGCGGCUGCGACCCGAGCAGCGGGCAGCACAGCGUAUCGGUGCUGAUCCCGCUGACGGACCGGGCAGAGGACCUCGUCCGCCGCAUGCAGGAGCGCCUGGUCGCGCAGCUGCCCGAGCUGCUGACGAGCCCCCUGUGCCAGCUGGACGUGGAGACCCUCCGCGAGCUGCUGAAGGCGCUGCCGCAGCCGCCCUCCGCGCGGCUCUGCCCCCAGGACGCCUCGGACGUCUGGGGCUUCGCCCACGGCGCCCGCGAGCUGUCCUGCUGCCGCUACGCCCUGCGGCGGGCCGCGUGGGCCCUGCUGCGAGAGCCGACGGCGCCCUGGACCCGGAGCUCCUCGGCCCCAAGGCCCAGCGGGCCCUGCUGUCGCUGCUCCGCGGGGGCGCCGGGCCCGAGGCCCCGCC
Molecule: messenger RNA, 3274 nt
Organism: Prorocentrum cordatum
Lineage: Eukaryota; Dinophyceae; Prorocentrales; Prorocentraceae
Source: the annotation of a GenBank genome assembly